Messenger RNA from Silurus meridionalis, 2238 nucleotides. RefSeq names its product TNF receptor-associated factor 6 (gene traf6). NCBI's taxonomy places the organism in Eukaryota, Metazoa, Chordata, Actinopteri, Siluriformes, Siluridae. Gene Ontology annotation, biological process: regulation of apoptotic process; protein K63-linked ubiquitination; tumor necrosis factor-mediated signaling pathway. Gene Ontology annotation, molecular function: tumor necrosis factor receptor binding; zinc ion binding; ubiquitin protein ligase activity. Bases 103 to 1725 code for a protein of 540 amino acids. Gene Ontology annotation, cellular component: plasma membrane signaling receptor complex. The transcript has 7 exons. The record is from RefSeq and is a predicted model, not a curated record.
UUCCCGGAACUUGGCAACACAUUCAUCUCGCCGCCUUGGCUCUCGUGACGUUUGGAUUCCGGAAGAGGUAGUGAUUCACGAGCUCAGACGUUGCUAGCAAAGAUGGCGUGUGGAGACAUGCACAAGUCAAACCCAGAUGAGUAUCCAUACUCCAGAUGUAUGGCUGAAAUGGAGAAAGAAAGGGAGUCGUAUCUAAGCCCUACAGAAAACCCAUCCACACUUUGUGUCUCAUCGGGACUCCAAUCAGAACAGCAAGGCUAUGAUGUUGAGUUUGACCCCCCACUAGAGAGCAAAUAUGAGUGUCCCAUUUGCCUAAUGGGUCUAAGGUCAGCUGUUCAGACACCAUGUGGCCAUCGCUUCUGCAACAGCUGUAUUAAAAAAUCCAUCAGGGACACAGGGCAGAAAUGUCCAGUUGACAAUGAAGUACUGACAGAAGACCAGCUUUUUCCAGAUAAUUUUGCCAAGAGGGAAAUCCUGUCUCUGACUGUGCGCUGCCGCAAUGACGGCUGUAUUGAGAAAAUGGAGCUCAGACACUUUGAGAAUCACUUGAUCACCUGUGAAUUUGCCACAAUACCUUGCUGCCAGUGUAUGGACCUUGUAAGGAAGAAUAGUAUCGAGAAACAUAUGAGCCAGGACUGUUUACAGCGCCUGAUCACAUGUCCUGACUGUGCAGAGAGUAUCAUCUUUGAUAACAAAAAAUUUCAUGAGCAGAUGUGUCCCUUUGUAAAUACGGUGUGCGAGUACUGUAACAUGGAUUUCAUUCGUGGCCAGUUGUCUUCACACUGUGCCACGGACUGCUUGAAAGCUCCUGUUGCCUGCACUUUCAGCGUAUUUGGUUGUCAAGAAAAGAUGCCGAGAAAUGACCUGGCCCUACACAUGCAGGAGUUCACCCAGAUGCACAUGCGCUUCAUGGCCGACUUCCUGAGGAACCAGACUAUGAAUGGCCCUCUCCCUGCUUCAAACUGCAGCCCUUCUUGUUCGCCUUUGGCCGAGCAUGGUGCCACUGCCAGAGCGAGUGAGCCAUGCCAGUGCAACCAGGACAUGCAGCAGCUACGUGAGACUGUCGUGGAACUCGAAAGCCGGCUUGUGCGCCAAGACCACCAAAUACGGGAGCUGAGCAUCCGCAAUGAUACGCAGCAUACACAGGUCACGGAGCUACGCAAGAAGCUGGCAUCGCUGGAAGAGAAAGUGCAUGAGCUUGAAGCUCAGCAGUAUCAAGGUGACUAUGUUUGGAGGAUAGAGGGAUUUUCAGCUCACCUGCACCAACAAGAAGCUGGACAACCAGUUGUGCUCCAUAGCCCACCUUUCUACACUGGGAGACCAGGCUAUAAGCUGUGUCUGCGACUGCACCUGCAGACACCGAGUGCGCCACGUUGCUCUAACUACAUCUCGUUGUUCGUACAUACGAUGCAGGGUGAGUUUGACAGCCAGCUUCCGUGGCCCCUGCAGGGUACCAUCCGUCUGCUAAUUCUGGACCAGGCUGAAUCCCAACACCACGUUGAAAUAAUGGAGACCAAACCAGACCUGCAAGCUUUCCAAAGGCCCACAGUGCAGCGCAACCCAAAAGGCUUUGGCUACGUCACCUUCAUGCAGCUGCAGGCACUGCGUCAACGAGGCUUUGUCAGGGACGACGUGUUGCUGGUGCGAUGCGAGGUCAAUCCACGCUUUGACAGCAGCCUUAGGAGAGAGGGAAUGCAACCUCGAGGACCUGACCCAUCCCUCUGAGCUCAUCAUUUUGUUAUCGCGUCACAAGUUCUCAGAGACACACCCUAAUAGUACAUUUAUUUGUUAGUUUGUUUCAAGAGAUUAUUCUUACAGUACAGUACAUUACAUGUAAGACUUUUGAAGCAGUGAGCUGUAAGGAUUUUGGAAUUGCUUUUAUUAUGGGCACCAUCAACUCAGUAAAUGAAAGAAAUAAGAAAUCCUGAGAGCAGCUCUUUAUGGUGUACUCUCAAACUUGCUUUCUGUUUGUUUUUGUAUUUUAUAUAUAAUUUUCAGCACAAAUCAAUAACCUUUUGAUUGAUAAAGGUGUGUGUGUGUGCGUGUGUGUGUGUGUGUGAGAAACUAACAUCUAUACGUACUUCUACCUUAAAUGCACUGAUGGUUAAGUUCCUAAAAUCCCCCUUACUGAUUCAUAGUGACUGUGCUGACUUAAUUUCAUAUCCGACAUACCUCUAUUUAAAAAAAUAAUAAUAUUUUCACUCAACAAAUAAGAAAUUAAAGGUAGUCCCUAAUUUA